Molecule: messenger RNA, 2298 nt
Organism: Polypterus senegalus (gray bichir)
Lineage: Eukaryota; Metazoa; Chordata; Cladistia; Polypteriformes; Polypteridae
Gene: wnt16
Product: wingless-type MMTV integration site family, member 16
Exons: 4
Coding region: 367-1440 (357 amino acids)
Biological process (GO): multicellular organism development; neuron differentiation; canonical Wnt signaling pathway
Cellular component (GO): extracellular region
Molecular function (GO): frizzled binding; cytokine activity
Source: RefSeq, a predicted model, not a curated record
ACCAAUAGGAGGUCUGGUGUGGUGCGCCUGAUGAAAGGUCUCCUCCUCACAGAAAGGUGAAGAUCAAAACUGGAUAUUUCCAUUUCAGAGGACAUCGUUUUUCAGUGAAUUAUCUAUUAACAUAUCGAUAGAUGUGUAGAUUACAAUAAUCAAUGAAUGCAAUAUCGAAAUCGAAGGCGCACGAGUCUGCGUUGGGUUCCAGUCAUGGUACGCGACGGGCUAAAACAGUGAUCCACAAGCAGCGUGUCCUUCUCCUACGGAAUAACAGAACUAGGAGCGUUACUAAAUUUUUAGUUCACUUGUCUUGGCUCUGAUUUCAUCUCUGCAACUGAUAACUUCAAUGCGUUCAUCAUAAAUGUGCUGGCCAUGGAGACAGAGGUUACCCUUGGAUUGCAUCGACUUUGCCUUCUCCUGAUGUUAACGGCGUCUGCUUUGCCCCAUUAUUCCCAAGGCAGCUGGGUGUGGCUGGGAAUCACGUCCUUAGGGGUACCAGAAAAGAUGGGGUGUUCCAACCUGCCCCUGACGAACAGACAGAAGGAUCUGUGCAAGAGGAAGCCCUACCUUCUGCCGAGCAUCAAGGAGGGAGCCCGCUUGGCGAUCCACGAAUGUAAAAGUCAGUUCAAGCACGAGAGGUGGAACUGCACAACCGGCGCACAUCCUGAGGUGUUUGGAUAUGAGCUGACCAGUGGAACAAAGGAAACGGCUUUCAUUUAUGCUGUGACGGCAGCUGGCCUUGUUCACUCAGUGACGCGCUCCUGUAGCGCAGGCAAUAUGACCGAAUGCUCCUGUGACACCAGUUUGCAAGGCGGAGGGUCGCCCAGCGAGGGCUGGCACUGGGGAGGCUGUUCCGAUGACAUCCAGUAUGGAAUUUGGUUCAGUAGAAAGUUUAUUGACCAUGCAAUGAAGAACAUGACGCUUAAAGGUCAAGAUGCGCUUUUGACCAUGAAUCAGCACAACAGUGAGGUGGGCAGGCAGGCAGUGGGCAAGAUGAUGUCUACAGAUUGUCGCUGCCAUGGAGUAUCAGGAUCAUGCGCAGUGAAAACUUGCUGGAAGACCAUGUCCUCCUUUGAAAAAGUUGGAAGUUUCCUAAAGGACCGAUACGAAAACAGCAUUCAGGUCCUUGAUCGGUCAAAGAAAAAGGUGCGACGGAAAGAAAAAGAACAGCGUAAAUUUCCAGUUAGUAAGGAAGAACUCAUCUACAUCAACAAAUCUCCCAACUACUGCCUGGAGGAUCAGAAGGUCGGAAUUAGUGGCACUCGAGGCAGGGAGUGCAACCGCACAUCUUCUGGGCCCGACGGAUGUAACCUGCUAUGCUGUGGCAGGGGAUACAACACCCAUGUUGUGAGACACGUCGAGCGGUGCGAGUGUAAAUUUGUGUGGUGCUGCUAUGUACGCUGUCGGCGUUGUGAAAGCAUGACUGAUGUGCACACUUGUAAGUAAAGCCAGGACUGCAUAAAGGAAAGAAACAGAACUAAAAGAAAAGUGUGAAGCUGCCUGUUUGAAAACUGGAACCUCGGGAGAAGUGCAAGUAGUCAUCAUGAGGUGGAUGCUGAAAAAACACAACUGCCUACAUUCUAAAGUCACAUUUAUACUUUAAACAAGAAAUAUUUAAUAACUGCUUACCACAACUGAAUGAAUGUCUUUCAAGGUGGAGGAAUGAUACAGUGGUGGCACAAAGUAGAGAGCCACGUCAACAACGGAACAAGGGUGAAAAUUCAGCGUCAUUUGUACUUAGUUGAUGGUAAAGUGUUAACCUUCUGCAGAGCUGGGGUUGAUAACAAAAGAAACGACUUCUGAGCAAUGCAUGGGAAACAUGCACAUCAGUAAAAUGAUGAUAAAAAUGCUACAUAUUGCACUUGAAAAUAAUGGUUUUGAUUUCACCAAGCUGAAAGGGAGAGAUGCGUACACAAAAUAGAAAUACAAAAGGAAAAGUAGCUUCCCCUGUGGGUCUAGUUAAGCACCAGUGUUCCUUUGCGCUUUCUCUCAAUGUCUACCUUUGAAUCCAUUGCAGGGCCCAUGGGCUCUCCCCGUCUCUCUCUUUCCUGGGCCAUACUGUCACCCAGGCAGCUAAACCUUUGCUCCAUCCCAUCUCCAGACUCAUCGGCUCUGUCAGAGGUUGGUUACGUUCCAUCCAGGAUUGGCACACACGUCAAAAUCUAUAAAGCUCCCUAGUGGCUCCUGUGCCCAUCGCACACUUAAAUUCCAUGCCCUCCAGUCUUUCUAGAAACGAUGCCAGUGGAAAAUACAUCAUCGGCAGUUGCAUCACGUCCUGUUGAUUGUGCAGUGGGUGGCAUUUGG